AUUUCCAUUAGCUGCGUCUCUUUAAACUCAAUCAUCGCUGUUUACUGUCUCUUCCACCAUUCUCUCAUCAGAUCUCAAGCUUCUUCCCUCAGACCCUCAGUUUACUCUCUAAUCAUGUCAGCCAAGUAUAUCAUAUCUGCUAUUGUUGGAUCAUUUGGAAUUGCAUAUGUCUGUGAUUCUAUAAUUUCAGACAGAAAGAUAUUUGGAGGAACUACCCCUGGCACUGUUGCAAACAAGGGAUGGUGGGAAGAGACCGACAAGAAAUUCCAGGCAUGGCCACGCACUGCUGGUCCACCAGUGGUCAUGAACCCCAUUAGCCGCCAGAAUUUCAUCGUGAAGUCUCGUUCCGACUCUUGAUUCCUGAAUUUUGUUAAUUGAUUUUUAGUUGGCUGGUUCACCUUGUUCAUGGGAUCCAUGAGCUAUAUGUUUGAGGCUAUACUCUUGUAGUUCAAUUAGUGAUGCCUACUCUUUCAUUACCGACCUUAGUGUCGAAUGUUUUUAUGUCUAAAUAAAAUGUUACUGAUGAAAUCUUGAAUUGAUUGAUACGUAUUCUUGGGUUGGAAUUAUAAAUUUGUUUUGCCUUUA
Arachis stenosperma is the source of this 585-nucleotide messenger RNA. RefSeq lists its product as uncharacterized. Bases 115 to 357 code for a protein of 80 amino acids. NCBI's taxonomy places the organism in Eukaryota, Viridiplantae, Streptophyta, Magnoliopsida, Fabales, Fabaceae. The transcript is spliced from 3 exons. The record is from RefSeq and is a predicted model, not a curated record.